This is a messenger RNA of Sclerotinia borealis F-4128, 861 nucleotides long. The record is from the annotation of a GenBank genome assembly. NCBI's taxonomy places the organism in Eukaryota, Fungi, Ascomycota, Leotiomycetes, Helotiales, Sclerotiniaceae.
AUGUCGGGAUCAAUAUGUCUACGUUGUCGUGUAUCGCUGCGGCAUUCCUUCUCCAGCAAAAAAUCCACGCGCACCUCAAAUCCUCUUUCUCGAUCAUACAGUAGUACUUCAGAAGCCCCUCAUGAGACGUCUACAGAAGCUAAACCAAAACCCUUUGUGUCGCGCAGUGCUAAGCUCUACGGAACCCGGAUAACGACCCCUCUAACUCCCAUACCAGAAGAUCAAGAGCUACCAAUCCGUCGAGUAUUUGCUCGAAAGGGUCUGGACCUCACUCACCAGAACACUGACAUAAAAGAUCUCCUCUCGAAACCAACCUGGUCGGUUCGAUCACUUCUACCCUCUUCCAACGAGAAGCCUGCCGAAGAAAUCACCGUCAAACAACUUCAUCAUUUAUGCCGACUCUCUGCGCUCCCCCUCCCCGAAACACCGGAAGAAGAGAAGAAGUUACUAGAUACCCUACAUUUACAAUUACAUUUUUUAAGGGAUAUUCAAAAGGUCAAUACAGAGGGUAUUGAACCACUGAGGAGUAUUAGGGACGAAACGUGGCAGGCAGAGGCGCUUGAGUCAAUUGGGUUAGAGACUGAAGAAAUCAAGGCAGCGUUGGAAAAAGAGGAAUAUGAAGGGAGGAACAAGCGACCGAGGAGGCGGACGGAUGGUGUGAUUGAUACAAAAGGUGUAGAGGACUGGGAUGUGACAGGGACUGCGACCGAGAAUGUUGAGUUUGGGGGCGGAAAGUAUUUCAUCGUGAGAAGUGGAAAGGGGACGGAUGAGAAGUUGGUGGAAGAUAAUCAGAUGGAGGUGGAAGGAGAAGUUCUCCCAGUUAUAGAAAACGAGAAGCUUGAGGCGCAGGGUGAAAGUUGA